Zingiber officinale is the source of this 1148-nucleotide messenger RNA. RefSeq lists its product as uncharacterized. NCBI's taxonomy places the organism in Eukaryota, Viridiplantae, Streptophyta, Magnoliopsida, Zingiberales, Zingiberaceae. The record is from RefSeq and is a predicted model, not a curated record. The coding region runs from base 158 to 943 and encodes 261 amino acids. The transcript is spliced from 2 exons.
UCAAAUUAAUCUGAACCUGAACAGAUUAAUACAUCCAAAAGCAAAAUUAACAAGCUAAGCAAAGCAUCCUAGUUUUCCAAUAAAUCUGCAUCGCUUCGUCAGAGAUCUGUGAGGAAGAAGAAAGCGAAGCGAGAGAGGAAGAACAGAGAGAUCAGAGAUGCUGCUGGAUAGAAACACCAUAGAUUUGUUGUUAGUCCCGGCUGGUUUGGCCGUAAUGUUCGGCUACCAUCUCUUCCUUCUCUACAGAAUCAUCAGACUACCAGAUACCACUGUCAUUGGAUUGGAGAACCACAACAAGCGUGCGUGGGUCGAAAGAUUGAUGCAGAGGAGUCCGGAGGAAACAGGGGUAGCUCUGCAGGUGAUAUCGAGCAGCAUUACGGCGUCCAGCAACCUAGCGUCCCUCUCCAUCGCCCUCAGCUCCCUCAUCGGCACAUGGAUCGGCGGCAGCAGCAGCUCCAAGGCGCUGAUGACCCAAGUGAUCUACGGCGACACCAGCCAAACGACGUCCACCGUCAAGUACGUCUCCCUGCUCGUCUGCUUUCUGGCGGCCUUCACCUGCUUCAUCCACUCAGCGGGGUACUUGGUGCAGGCCAGCUUCAUGAUGAGCACGCUGGAGUCGGAUAUCCCGGUGUACUACGUGCAGGACGCGGUGAUAAAGGGCGGCAACUUCUGGUCGCUCGGGCUGCGGGCGCUGUACGUCUCCACCACGCUGUUGCUGUGGAUCUUUGGGCCGAUUCCCAUGUUUGCGUGCUCGGUCUUCAUGGCGGUGAUGCUGCACUUUCUGGAUACGAAUUCCAAGCCGCUGCAUCAGUUCGGGCACUACGAGAGGAUUAAGGCAACAGGAUACAAAGGGAAAGGGCUGGUGGAGAUGAAGACGAUGAGGCGUAUGAUUGGAGCUGUCAAGGAUGAUAACUCUGUUCCCGUCUUAACGCAACUAAGUUGACGAUUGAGAUCACUGAGAACAGACAGACAGAACAAUUCGAUCAUGUAAUUGGAAUCGACUUCUUCCUUUCAAUUCCUUGUUGUUUGAUGAGAUCAAGGUCAUAUUAUCAAUUUUUAGAAUUUAAAUUUUAUAAUUAUUGGAGGGGCAAGGUGGGCCGGUGAGAUGGGCUUUAGCUUGAGUAUGGCCCAUAUCCCGUCGAAAUUCA